Orbilia oligospora ATCC 24927 is the source of this 2760-nucleotide messenger RNA. RefSeq lists its product as uncharacterized. Gene Ontology annotation, molecular function: DNA-binding transcription factor activity, RNA polymerase II-specific; RNA polymerase II cis-regulatory region sequence-specific DNA binding; zinc ion binding. Gene Ontology annotation, biological process: DNA-templated transcription; positive regulation of transcription from RNA polymerase II promoter by galactose. The record is from RefSeq and is a predicted model, not a curated record. Gene Ontology annotation, cellular component: nucleus. The transcript is spliced from 5 exons. Bases 1 to 2760 code for a protein of 919 amino acids. Lineage: Eukaryota; Fungi; Ascomycota; Orbiliomycetes; Orbiliales; Orbiliaceae.
AUGGAUACUCGUACUCGAAUGGCUUCACCUUACCAAGUUCUAAAUACACCUGUUUCUGCGGGACCUGGAAUGGAAUACCCACCAGACUUUGAUCGUCAACAUCUUCAAUACCAACAGCAGCAGCAGCAGCUCCACCAGUUGCAGCAGCACCAACAGCAGCAACAUCAGCAUAUUUUUCAAUCAAAUGGCAUAACCCCGAUAAACACACAAAUGGUGUCAAAGGCACAUGGAUCGAGCAUUUCAAGCUCUCAAUCGCCUACAACGGCGAUCAGUGGAGGAAUCGCUGGCCCUGGAGGAUCACACACGCCAACGACACCCACAACGUCUUCAAAGAAGCCACCGGUGGGAGCGUGUAUGUCCUGCAGAAAGAGGAAGGUAAAAUGCGAUAACAAGAAGCCCUGCGGCCAGUGUGUCGCUCACGAUCGAGUCUACGAUUGUCUAUACGUGCAACCGAGGCAGCGAGUAUAUAUCACCCAAAAAUACACCAAGGAGUUAGAGGAACGAGUGUCUAUGCUCGAGGGUUUGGUUAAACAACAUCUGCCAAACAUAGACAUCAAUACUUUAGAAGGUUCAGCUUCGUCGCCAUCUUCUCUUUCUCAGCAAUUAUCCCUUAGGAGCGGGGCCUACUCAGGAAAUUCCGUGACAACCGAUACCACGGAUCCUGAUCUAGGGGAGAAGACUCUUCCUGAGGAGACUCCUUUGCAUUGCGACGGGUAUGAAUGGGAUGAGAAACAAGUCUUUAAUGAGAUUGCUUCUGUUGUUGAUGGAAUGGCCUCUCUAUCCGUCGAUGUCGACAAAGGCUCGUCUUAUCUAGGAGCUUCAUCUGGUGCCGCUGUGUUCCGAAUUGCACGACAGCUAUCAAAAAGACAAGGAAGUUCAGUAUCCGAAUCGUGGAGUGGUCUAGACGUCGAUUCUUGUAAUUCGUCACCUUCGAUACAGGGCCAGGGCUUCGGGAUACCUAGGAUGAUACCGGCAGGGGAGACCAAUGGGACUGGCACGCCGCCUUCUCACGUCGCGGAUGAUUUGAUAAAGUCGUAUUUCACUUUCUUUCACAAAUCAUAUCCAGUCCUCCAUGAACCCACUUUCCUUGCCCAAUAUAAGGGUGUCUUGCCUCGGCCUGUGGAUGGAUCAUGGCCGCUAGUCCUUAACAUGAUCUUUGCGAUUGGGUCUUGGACGAGCUCUACUACUCCUAAUGAUCUCGAUAUAUACUAUUAUGAACAGGCUAGACAUCACCUUACAGCCGAUAUUUUCGAGUCGGGAAGGUUGGGAAUGGUCCAAGCUUUGACCCUUAUGGCGAACUAUCUUCAAAAGAGAAACAAGCCAAACUCCGGUCAUAUCAUUAUGGGGAUUGCCAUUCGUAUGGCACUCAGUCUUGGACUUCACAGAGAAUUCCCAGAUUGGAAUGUUGCUCCCCUUCAGAAGGAGAUUCGUAGGAGAGUAUGGUGGAGUUUGUUUGUUCUCGAUGCUGGUGCUUGCGUGACUCUCGGCCGCCCAGUGACAUUUGGCGACGGUACAUUGGGUGCACUCAACGUCCGGCUUCCAUUAAACGUCCAAGAUGAGAGCCCCCCCUCCCCUGCACCCACUCAUACCAUUGUCGAAAACUUUGCAUUGAUAGAUUUCUUAAAGCUCAUUACGUCCGCACAGGAUUUCCCCGCUUCCGCUGCCAUGAUCCCGACGCCUUGCAAUGAACCGACACCCUACAGCUGCUUGAUAGCCCAAGCCACUUUUGCCAGGGUGGCGGUUAAGAUACAUUCUCGAUUAUUGGCUGGCAGCCUAUCUUCGUACGAAGAAAUCCAGCCAUUUGAUGAGAUGAUAAAUCGAUGGGCAGCUUCCUUGCCAACGUAUCUAGCUGUUGAUGAGUCGCCCAGUGAACCAGCAUGGCUAGCUUUACCGAGGGGAAUCUUUUGGUGGAGAGCUCGAGACCUAAGACUCAUUCUCUAUCGACAACUCUUUUUUAACCUCGUGAUGGAAGGAAAAGGCGGAAAGCGAGGAUCCGUCGUUGGAGACAGCAAAGACAGCAAACUCUCUGAGAAAACUAAUGAGAAGGUUAUCAAUAUUUGCAGAGAGGUUGCUAAGCAAUCCAUCAACGGAAUCCAUAAUUUCUAUAAAACUCAGCCUCAUAACCAAGGUGGCACUUGGUAUGUGGUAUACUUUAUUUUCUCUGCGGUCUUCAUCCCGCUAGUAUCACUGCUAGCAGACCCACUUGAGGAAACCGACGCAUCAGGCUCAGAAAGCGCCAAUGCAAAGGACUGCAAGGAGCAAAUCGAUAAAGUAUUAUGGGUCAUGCAUGCGGCCAAGUCUGUCAUCCCGGCAGCAGGUCGAUGCAUUGACGCCAUAAAUUCUCUGCUCUCUCCCUUGACCCAAUUCAGGGACGUCGGAAAAGAUCAAGCGAAUAGUCAGGAGGACAGUGCCAUGACAUCCAUACAGGAUGGCGAAACCACCAUUCACAGCAACGGAUUAUUCAAUGCCGACGCUGGACAUCCGAAUGCUCGGUCGACCUUGUCAGUCAUUAACGAGCAUCCGCAAACCCAAUACAAUAAUAAUGGAAACUACGAUUUCCUGGAGCAAGCCAACUUUGAUUUCUGGUUGAACGGCGGAAUGGUUAACAGCGUCGACCCAAACGCUGCUAACAAUCCUGUUAGUCCUUUCAAUCCGAAUAUGGCUACGACGACAUAUGUGCCACAACAAGGCCAGAUUACCUGGCAGAAUGGCGAUGUGGUCGGUAGCAUGAGGUCGAGUUGGUCUGAGUCCUAUUGGUAA